Fusarium tjaetaba is the source of this 1062-nucleotide messenger RNA. RefSeq lists its product as uncharacterized. The transcript has a single exon. The coding region runs from base 1 to 1062 and encodes 353 amino acids. The record is from RefSeq and is a predicted model, not a curated record. NCBI's taxonomy places the organism in Eukaryota, Fungi, Ascomycota, Sordariomycetes, Hypocreales, Nectriaceae.
AUGUCUUCAACCUUUCACAGAUUCCCACGCCUCCCCAUUGAGAUUCAGCUCCAGAUAUGGAAGGAAGCAUGUUCUCUUUUUGAUAUCCCCGGCUAUGAUUCUUACAAGCAGGCUGGGUUGCACUACGUCGACGUUGACACAGUCAAGUCCGGGGGCAAAGAUCGACUUGCUCUACGAGCCCUCGACCAUAAACAAGGUCCUGACGGCGAUGAGAAAGCCUCCAAUAGCAAUCGCUCAGCCUACAUGUGGGACGGCGGCCUCUGGGGGGCUUGCAAACUGUCUCGCGAAGUCAUUACAGAAAAGAUAAAUUCCAUGUGGCUUCGGCUUCCCGGUGACCGUCGGGCCCAACUCGGCCGCCCAGCCAUUCUCACCAGUCGAAACGCCGAUGAAGGGCAGGGCUACAUGGUUUUCCCUCGACGAGACAUGCUCUGCAUCCGGACAACAGACUGGAAGUCCUUGCCUCAGCACUUCGAGGACUGCAAGACCAGACUCCCAUUCUUCGAUCUCUUCGAUCCCCUCUCCUCUUCAUUGGUUCCGGUUCCCAACCUCGCUAUUGAGUGUGAUUCUAGCUGGAUUGUCGACCUUCCUGCGACCCUGGAAGAGCUCAAAGCCGAGAACUCUGCUCGCGGUCUGGUGGCCACUUGGAUGGAGGGAGUAACAUCCGGAUGCGUCAACACACCCCACCUCUAUCUAAUAGAUAAGGCCACACUUUUGGUGCAUAAGACUCGCGGUCUAGGUCCUAUCUAUCAUGACUGCGACGGGAAGUACAAUGAUAUCCGUCACGAGUGGUGCAGCGAUGCCAUCUAUGCAUUUAUUGAAGCUCUCGGUAAAUUCCUUCCCUCCCAAAAGUAUGGUCAUCUAUACGAACAGAACAAUCCCGACAGUUGGAGCGACGAUCUCAACAUGUGGUCGGAUUUCGUAAUCUUCCAGGAAAUCAAUGUGCUCGCCCGUUUCGAGUACGCACCUCGUAAUGAGGUCAGUUGGACAGCCAUCUGCAACGACCUCUCCGAAGAGGAUAAAAAGGGCUCUGAAAGAGCUAUCACAUCUUGUGGAAGGGUUUAA